UCCAUCUUGAAGCCACCAAUAAAUCGACAACAAAGUAGAAAUGGGAUAGGACAAAAUCACAAAACCAAGUGUUUCUCUCUCACAACUUGAUAUCACUCUGACUGACCCUGUUGCGUGCAGCAUCCUCGCUUGUUCAGUCGCUCACAUUAUUGCUCAGGAAGAUUUCAUUUAGCCUUCAGUGACAAUGGCUAGAUGGGAUGCAAUCUUGUCUCUUCCGGUGCAGAAUCCCACCUUGGAAAUUUCUUCUGAUAACUUAGUUUGGUCGAAAGUGGAAGGUUGGCAUGAUAAAUUAGAUAGAGUUGCUUUAAUCCCAUUUGCUAGAGUUAAUGAUUUUGUCAAGGGUGAAUCUAAUAAUAAAGAAUGUCCUACAAGAUUUCACGUCGAAGCAAGGCGUCGACGAUCUCCAUCAACGACUUCCAAGAAAAAGGUUGAUGGCAUACUAGAGUAUAUUUUGUAUUGGUGUUCCUUUGGUCCAGAUGAUCAUCGAAAAGGUGGAGUUGUUCGACCAAGUCGAACUUCAUAUGCUCCAAAGAAGAAAAAUGCUGGUCGCCCAAAUACCAAGCGAGGUUGCACCUGUCACUUCAUUGUCAAACGUCUCAUAGCUGAACCUUCGGUUGCCUUGAUCAUAUAUAACGAUGACAAGCAUGUGGAUAAAAAGGGUUUACCAUGCCAUGGCCCACAGGAUAAAAAGGCUGCUGGAACACCUGCUGAGUUUGCCCCAUAUAUUUCAGAAGAUCUCCGACUUCGGGUUUUAUCCCUUCUAUAUGUUGGAGUGUCGGUGGAGACCAUUAUGCAGAGGCACAAUGAAUCAGUUGAGAAACAAGGGGGUCCAUGUAACCGCGACGACCUUUUGACUCACCGUUAUGUUCGACGACAAGAGAGGGAAAUCCGUCGUUCUACAUAUGAGCUAGAUGCUGAUGAUUCUGUUAGUAUCAGCAUGUGGGUUGAAAGCCGCCAGAGUAAUGUUUUCUUCUACCAAGAUUUCUCUGAUUCUGAUCCAUUCAUUUUGGGCAUUCAAACUGAGUGGCAAUUGCAACAAAUGAUUAAGUUUGGGAACCGUGGUCUGCUUGCAUCUGAUUCACGAUUUGGUACAAAUACAUUAAAGUACCCGGUUCAUAGUCUUCUAGUGUUCAACUCAGACAAGAAGGCCAUUCCUGUGGCUUGGAUAAUAACACCAAAGUUUUCAUGUUUGGAUGCCCAUCGAUGGAUGAGGGCUCUGCAUAAUAGAGUACACAACAAAGAUCCUACUUGGAAAUUAGCUGGCUUCAUAGUAGAUGAUCCACAGUAUGAUGUCCCAGCAAUCAGGGACGUGUUUCAGUGCUCAGUAUUAAUAAGUUUCUGGCGGGUUCGACAUUUAUGGCAUAAAAACAUAAUGAAGUGUUUGGAAACGGAUAUGCAAAUAAAGAUAUCCCAACGGCUUGGUUGGAUAAUGGAUAGUAUUUGCCGCCGUCAGGGAACCAUGUCACUCUUUGAAGAUUUUGUGGAGGACUUCAUUGAUGAAUUCAAUUUUAUGGACUAUUUCAAGGCAACUUGGUAUCCUCGAAUGGGAGCAUGGGCUGAUGCACUUAAAACUUUUCCGCUUGCUAGCCAGGAAUCUUGGGCAGCAAUCGAGCUUUACCACAACCAACUGAAGAUCAGGCUGUUGAAUGAGAAAGACGUCGACGCUUAUCAGCGUGCUGACUGGUUGGUUGACAAGCUAGGCACAAAAGUCCAUUCUUAUUUUUGGCUUGAUGAAUGCUCAGAUAAAGACGGUUUUGCACGAUAUUGGAAAAACGAAUGGACGAGUGGUUUGGCAUCAUGGCGCAAAGCAUUGAAGAUUCCAGAUACCAAUGUCUUAAUGGAAGAUGGGCGUGCUAAGGUGAAAGACGAAGAUGACCAAGAUAAGACUUAUAUUGUAUCGAACCCUGGUUCAAUGUUGAGCAUCUGUGAUUGUUGUUGGGCAAAAGAUGGCAACCUUUGUGAGCAUAUCUUGAAAGUUCUUAGUGUCUUCCGAAGUAGAGGAUCAGUUCUACCAUCUAUCAGCUUAUUGCAGUAUCACCAGGCGUUAAAAAGCAUGCUGCAUUGCCCACCUUUUGAUUCUUUAAUUCGUGAUCAUGCUGUGUCUUUGGCAGUUUCAGUUCAGAGGCAGUUAAAUACGCUGCUCGAUAAAGAAAGUGUCAACACUGCUGUGGAGCCUAAUGAGAAACGGAUCUUUAUUGAUAUCCAUCAGGAGAGCUCCAGGGUAGUUUCAGCUGCCCAAAAUCAAGCCUUAGUUUGUAAGAUGCAUGCUGUUAAUGAUCUUUUAUCUUGGGACAGCGGUACUAGAUAUGGAAAACCAUCUGAGAUUGCUGGAGAGAACAGUUUACAUGCUGACAUGGAUGUUGACCAAUCAUCAAUUUUUGUUCCUUCUUCUGGAUUGUAUUCUGUUGAUGAGACUGUUUCAAGUAAUAAUGCAGUCCUGGAGGCAUCUAAAGUAAAUUCUGCUUCGUAAAAUGGUGUUGCUUUGGAUGAGAUUAAUGAAGAUAUUUGUAAGGGUAAUAAUUCUAUGGAUGUGGAUCCCCUAACCUUAGACAUCCCCUCAUAAAUGGAGGCAUCUAAAGCUUCAGAAUGGUGCUAAUGUCUUGAAUGAAGGAUGCUGAUAGCCACUUGAGCUCCUCUUAAACAUCCAUGGUGCCAAUUCCAUGAAUGUGAUUUCUCUAUGCACUGGUUCACUAAUGAUUCAUUUCAAAAGUAUUCCCAUAUUUGUCUAAAUUUUUGUUCAAUUUAUUAUAAAUUGAGAAAUAAUUUUCUAA
Messenger RNA from Medicago truncatula (barrel medic), 2771 nucleotides. RefSeq lists its product as uncharacterized. The transcript is spliced from 5 exons. Gene Ontology annotation, molecular function: zinc ion binding. NCBI's taxonomy places the organism in Eukaryota, Viridiplantae, Streptophyta, Magnoliopsida, Fabales, Fabaceae. The record is from RefSeq and is a predicted model, not a curated record. The coding region runs from base 185 to 2470 and encodes 761 amino acids.